AUGACCUCGACACCCAAGGCGAUCGUUAGCAAGGCUCGCUAUGCUCCACCAUGGUCUGACCUCAGCAUUAUUGGCAUUGCCGGUAGCUCUGGUUCUGGCAAGUCGAGUAUUGCGAGGAGCAUCGUGAGCCAGUUGAACCUGCCAUGGGUGGUGAUUGUGUCGAUGGAUUCAUUUUACAAGAGCCUGGACCCUGAGUCGUCCCGCAAGGCAUUUUUGAACGAGUUUGAUUUUGACUCGCCGGAGGCUAUUGACUUCGACGCGUUAUUGCAUGUUCUCAAAGACUUGAAAGCAGGACGGCGAGCCGAGAUCCCACAAUACUCGUUCACCGAACACAAACGCCUCAAGGGAACAACAUCCAUAUACUCGCCUCAUGUCAUCAUUCUCGAGGGUAUUUUGGCGCUGCAUGACCAGAGAAUUCUGGACAUGAUGGACAUGAAGAUCUUUUGUGACGAGGACGCCGAUGUGUGUCUUUCAAGGCGCAUCAUCCGUGAUGUGAACGAACGUGGCCGUGAUGUCCAGGGCAUCAUCAAGCAGUGGCUCGCGUUUGUGAAGCCCAACUUUGUCAAGUACGUCGACCCGCAACGAAAGGUUGCCGACAUCAUUGUGCCGCGUGGCAUCAUGAACAAGGUUGCCAUCACCACGGUUGUGCAGUAUAUCCAGCAGAAGCUUCGCGAAAAAUCAAAAGAGCACCAGGCCACCCUGACAAGGCUGCAGCGGGAGUCUAAGAUGACGUCGCUGUCAGACCGGAUUGUGUUUUUGCCUCCGACGCCACAGCUGCGAGGCAUGAACACCAUCAUCCAUGAUGUUGAGACCGCCAGUGAGGACUUUAUCUUUUACUUUGAUCGCCUCUCGGCCCUUCUCAUCGAGCUUGCCUUGAACAAUGCCACCUUUGCACCUGCCGUCGUCGAGACGCCCCAGGGCAACUCCUACCAGGGCCUAAAGUCCGAUGGUAUUGUUAGUGCGGUUGUGUUGGAGCGAGGCGGCUCGGCCCUCAAGACGGGCCUACAGCGCGUCAUCCCCGACUGCCGACUGGGCCACAUCCUGAUCGAGACAAACGUGCGCACGGGCGAGCCAGAGCUGCGGUACCAGAAACUGGCGCGCGACAUUGACACACACGCCACAGUGCUGCUGCUGGACGCGCAGAUGUCGUCGGGCGGCUCGGCGCUGAUGGCGGUGCAGGUGCUGCUGGACCACGGCGUGGCGCCGGAACGCAUCGUGCUGGCGACGUACUCCGCCGGGCGGAUGGGCCUGCAGCGGCUGACGAGCUGCUUCCCGGCGAUCUCGGUCGUCGUGUGCCACCUGGUGGAGGAUAUCGAGGAGCGGUGGAUCGAGCGCCGGUACUUCCGGUGCUGA
This is a messenger RNA of Sporothrix brasiliensis 5110, 1353 nucleotides long. RefSeq names its product uridine kinase. Gene Ontology annotation, cellular component: cytoplasm. Lineage: Eukaryota; Fungi; Ascomycota; Sordariomycetes; Ophiostomatales; Ophiostomataceae. The coding region runs from base 1 to 1353 and encodes 450 amino acids. The transcript has 9 exons. Gene Ontology annotation, molecular function: kinase activity; ATP binding. The record is from RefSeq and is a predicted model, not a curated record.